UUAAGUAACCGCUGAGAGCUCAGCGGUGCCAGCGGACCAGCGGUUCAGCUGGCAGGUCGGCCCUAGAUCACAUGUUCCCCGGCAGCCUUUCAUUGGAUCAGGGUUCGGGCCAGGACCACGCUGACGCCGGGACGCUUUUAGUCCCCUAAUCCCACGCCGGGGGCCUCAGGUCUGCAGUGGGAGACCAGUCUUCAGCAGCCGACCGGAGAGGACAUGCAGGGACGGAGAUGAGGACUCGGUUGUUGGGCUCGUCUCGGGUCACGUUUCCAUGACGACCAUGCAGCCAUGCGGCGGCUGCAUCCCCUGGACGUGGAUACUUUUCCCCUGAAGCGAUGGGUCAGACGCAGGCCGGCAGCGGCCAGGAGGUGAGUCUCCAGAACAUCCAGGAUCUCUACCGUAAGUUCGCCGACGAGUGUCCGAGCGGAGACCUGCACCUGCACGAGUUCAGGAGGAUCUUCGGAGUCAACAGCAGCUCGUCGGAGGAGGAACUGGCCUACGUGGAGACCGUGUUCCGCUCCUUCGACGUUAACAAGGACGGGAAGAUCGACUUCAUGGAGUACGUGGCGGCGGUGAACCUGGUCCUCCGAGGGAAGCUGGAGGACAAACUCAAAUGGUCCUUUAAGGUUUAUGACAGAGAUGGAAACGGCUCCCUGAACAGGCAGGAGGUGCGACUCGUUGUCAAGAUUAUCAAUAAGAUCCGAAAGCUGGAUGAUCCAAGCAGGGUCCAGGAGAACAUUGACGUGAUAUGUGACCGGAUAUUUGAACUGGUGGACAAGAACAAAGACAGUCAGAUUUCCUUGGAGGAGUUCAUGGAAGGUGCAGAGAAGGACCCCUGGGUGAUGGACCAGCUCAAACUGGACAUCCGGCCCUCAGACUGGUUCCUCAAACGUCUCUGAGCUGGCGGUGAAGAACCAGGUUUACACCCGGACUCAGAUCCUAGAUUCACGAGGGAAAGCGGACAGGACUCUUACCUCAAUCAUUGAACAAUGUUUUUCUUUUUAUCCGUAUAUUUAUUUACAUCUAUAUAAAACUAUUCAUACAAUAUGGUCAGAGACUCCUUCAGACCACCAAGGGAGAUCCUUCAGACCACCAAGGGAGAUCCUUCAGACCUCUACAGGAAAUCCUUCAGACCUCUACCGGAGAUCCUUCAGACCUCUACCGGAGAUCCUUCAGACCUCUACAGGAGAUCCUUCAGACCUCUACCGGAGAUCCUUCAGACCUCUACAGGAGAUCCUUCAGACCUCUACAGGAGAUCCCUCAGACCUCUACAGGAGAUCCUUCAGACCUCUACAGGAGAUCCUUCAGACCUCUACAGGAGAUCCUUCAGACCUCUACAGGAGAUCCUUCAGACCUCUACGGGAGAUCCCUCAGACCUCUAUGGGAGAUCCUUCAGACCUCUAUGGGAGAUCCCUCAGACCUCUAUGGGAGAUCCUUCAGACCUCUAUGGGAGAUCCCUCAGACCUCUACAGGAGAUCCUUCAGACCUCUACAGGAGACCCUUCAGAUCUGUACAGGAGAUCAUUCAGACCUCUACCGGAGAUGAUUCAGACCUCUAUGGGAGAUCCUUCAGACCACCACAAGGAGUGAUCCA
Cololabis saira (Pacific saury) is the source of this 1590-nucleotide messenger RNA. RefSeq names its product guanylyl cyclase-activating protein 2-like. Gene Ontology annotation, biological process: visual perception. The coding region runs from base 333 to 896 and encodes 187 amino acids. Gene Ontology annotation, molecular function: calcium ion binding; calcium sensitive guanylate cyclase activator activity. NCBI's taxonomy places the organism in Eukaryota, Metazoa, Chordata, Actinopteri, Beloniformes, Belonidae. The transcript is spliced from 4 exons. The record is from RefSeq and is a predicted model, not a curated record. Gene Ontology annotation, cellular component: cone photoreceptor outer segment; photoreceptor inner segment.